AUGCUCAACGUCAAGAUCUUGAGAGACAAGCAAGUCGCUCUUGGUUGGAUCUUCUGCAGUAAUGUUGAUCAUCAGGUUGCUGAAGUGAAAGAAUAUCGGGAAUUGGAGCAAAAGCUUGCGGACGCAAGAAGCUUGUUGCUUGUGUACCGAUUGUAUGUGAACGAAGUUAGAGCUGGAGAAACACAGCAAAAGAAUGAGGCGGCGCAAAAACAGGCAGAAGAUGCUGAAAAAAAGAAUGAAACUCAAUUAAAGAAAAUUCGAGAAAGCAAAGAAGAGCUGGUUGAAGUUGAAACGAGGCUUUCUGAAUUGGAGGAAGAGAAAGAAAAAGCAAAAUUGAAAGAAGUUCGAUUCACAUCAAAACAAAAAAUGGAAUAUCAGCGGUUGAAACAGCAAGCAUCUGCGAUUGCAGCGGGGCUAAAAGCGAGCGUCACAUCAUGGGAGCGGAAGGAGAGUACUCUUGUAGAAAGGCUGAAGGAGACGGAGCUUGGUCGGUUGAACAAGCGACGUGAAGUGAUCAAUGAAUUGAAAGAAGCAUUUCCGAAUUCAAUUUUUGGGCCAAUGAAUGAAUUGUUUGAACCCUCACAAAGAAAAUAUGCAGUUGCAGUCAACGCAGCGCUUGGUAAAUUCGCUGAAUGCAUUGCCAUCGAUACAUUUGAAACAGGAAAGAAAGCUGUCGACUAUUUACGACGACGGAAAAGACCUCCUCUCGAGUUCGCUCCUCUUGAUAGUCUUUCGCGCGCUUCAGUCGAUCCCCGAUUGUAUUCGUCGUCUCUUCAACGUCUAUGCAAAUCUUCCCUUGAUUGUAUUCAAUACGAUCCGAUGUAUGAACCUGCCUUCAGAACAGCUUUGCACGAUUCGGUUAUUGUUGACGACCUUCGAGUUGCUGAACAACUUGCAUACGUCGAAUGUCCCAAAAUGGGCUUGAAAGUGAAAGUAGUGACAUUGGAUGGUGAAAAAGUACUUAAGAAUGGGAACAUCACUGUGGAUACGGCACUUCGUCACAACAAUCGAGCAGAUGCUCAAGAAUUAAAAGUUCUCUCAAAGCGUUUAUCUGAAGUAGAGCUGGCCCUUCGUCGCAAAGAAGAUCUGGGCGAAUUGAAGCAAAGUGUGGAUCAAUUGGUUAGAGAGAUUGGUGAAUUGGAGUCGUCAUUGAAGAGAAAGAAGGAGAAAGUUGAAAUGUGGGAAAAUAAACAAAUAGCAUCAACGAAAGAGUUGGAGUGCGCUCAAAUUUCACUUGAACGUCAAUCACAAGAUAAAAUAAAUAUUUCAGAAGAACUUCAAAGAUGUCGAGAAGAAUUGGAAAAAAUUCGAUCGCAAGUCUUGAGGGUAGAAGAUGAAAUUUUUGCUCCUCUUGCAGCUGAAGUAAACAUCGCAGAUUUGAGAAAAUUUGAAGAAGAACAGAAAGCCGCCGCUAAAGCAAAGGAAGUAGAGAAGGAUCAGCUGGUUAGACGCUUGCAGAAGCUUCGAUCGACAACCGGUAGACUUGAGUCAGAUAUCGUGGCAUUGGAUCCGAAAAGCCUCGAAAAACAAAUUAAGGAAAUCGACAAGAAAUUAAAAAAAGACGUUCAGGCUCUUGAAGAAGCGAAAACAAAAAAAAUCGGAAUGGAGAGAUCCGCAGAAGAAGCUAAAGAAUCUCUAGAUCAAUUUGCUAAGGGAGAGAAAUUGAGAGAAGCGAAAAUUAAAGAAGAGAAAGAAUUGUUGCGAAUAAUACAAAAGGAGAAAAAUUGGAUUAAUGGAGAAAUUAAACUCUUGAACUCCAAGAGUGAAGUCCUUUAUAAAGAAGCGGUGGAUUUGCUGCGAUCUGCACUUCUUGAUAAUUUGAAUAUUCCACUUUCGAGAGGAACGCUGCGAGGAUAUUGUCGACUGUUGGGACUUGAGGAUGUCAUGAGAGCGGCUGUUGUGUCCCAAACACAAACUCAAGAUGAAAACGGCGACGCGGUGAUGUCGAUAACGGACGGAUCAGCUGAAGAGGAAGAAACUCCCGAAAUCAACUACGAGAAAGUUUUAUCAAGCGAAAUUUUGGAUGUAAGACGCAAAUAG
Molecule: messenger RNA, 2040 nt
Organism: Condylostylus longicornis
Lineage: Eukaryota; Metazoa; Arthropoda; Insecta; Diptera; Dolichopodidae
Product: structural maintenance of chromosomes protein 1A-like
Exons: 11
Coding region: 1-2040 (679 amino acids)
Biological process (GO): sister chromatid cohesion
Cellular component (GO): cohesin complex; nucleus; chromosome
Molecular function (GO): DNA binding; protein binding; ATP binding
Source: RefSeq, a predicted model, not a curated record